Messenger RNA from Parathielavia appendiculata, 478 nucleotides. RefSeq lists its product as uncharacterized. Bases 123 to 365 code for a protein of 80 amino acids. NCBI's taxonomy places the organism in Eukaryota, Fungi, Ascomycota, Sordariomycetes, Sordariales, Chaetomiaceae. The record is from RefSeq and is a predicted model, not a curated record. The transcript has 2 exons.
UCGUGGCGCAACCGGAACCCCAGGAGGUUCUCCCUCCUUCCCCACGGUGGAGGAUGCCCUAGGAGACUUGAAAGAUAGAGUUUAGCGAGACAGUGCAGAACCUGCUACGGCUGACAAAGGACAUGAUGGAUGGGUGGUGCCUCUUCGAUCUCGCCAGCCGGUCGCUCCCCAGCUUCUACUCCGGCCGUGUCCUCGUCCUCAGCGACGCCAUCGCCCCAUCACAGCCCAGGUACAGCUUCUGCAUGAAGGUUGUCGCGGUGCUAUCGUCCCUCCUUGAGGAACCCCGGGGCCACAGUGAUCCAAACCGCCCAAGUAUCGAGUCCUUGUUCGCGGCUUCUGAUGCCAGUUGUCGAGAGCGAGACUAGUGGCUAGUCAAGAUCAGCCGGAGCGCGGCUGAGUUGUACAUGUGGCAUUUGCCAACACGGGCAAGGAACAUCUUGAAGCGAUGAGAAGGACACUGAGCAACAGAAGGCGGUCU